Molecule: messenger RNA, 3232 nt
Organism: Eubalaena glacialis (North Atlantic right whale)
Lineage: Eukaryota; Metazoa; Chordata; Mammalia; Artiodactyla; Balaenidae
Gene: VWCE
Product: von Willebrand factor C and EGF domains
Exons: 20
Coding region: 18-2882 (954 amino acids)
Biological process (GO): cellular response to virus
Cellular component (GO): cytoplasm
Molecular function (GO): protein binding; calcium ion binding
Source: RefSeq, a predicted model, not a curated record
ACCCGCCGCCGCCGGUCAUGUGGGCCGGACUGCUCCUCCGGGCCGCCUGCGUCGCGCUCGUGCUGCCGGGGACCCCGGCCCGCGGCUACACCGGGAGGAAGACGCCCGGGCACUUCGGGGCCGAGAGACGCCGGCUGGGCCCCCACGUCUGCCUUUCGGGGUUCGGGAGUGGCUGCUGCCCUGGCUGGGCGCCCUCCAUGGGCAGUGGACACUGCACCCUUCCCCUCUGCUCCUUUGGCUGCGGGAGUGGCAUCUGCAUCGCUCCCAAUGUCUGCUCCUGCCAGGAUGGAGAGCAAGGGCCCACCUGCCCAGAAGCCCACGGACCCUGUGGGGAGUACGGCUGUGACCUCACCUGUAACCAUGGUGGCUGUCAGGAGGUGGCCCGAGUGUGCCCCGUGGGCUUCUCGAUGACAGAGACAGCUAUCGGCAUCAGGUGUACCGACAUCGAUGAGUGCGUAAGCUCCUCUUGUGAGGGCCACUGCGUGAACACGGAAGGCGGGUUCGUGUGCGAGUGUGGGCCGGGCAUGCAGCUGUCUGCUGACCGCCACAGCUGCCAAGACACUGAUGAAUGCCUUGGGACCCCCUGCCAGCAGAGAUGUAAAAACAGCAUUGGCAGCUACAGGUGUUCCUGUAGAACUGGCUUCCAUCUCCACGGCAACCGGCACUCCUGUGUAGAUGUAAACGAGUGUCGGAGGCCACUGGAGAGGCGGGUCUGUCACCAUUCUUGCCAUAACACCGUGGGCAGCUUCCUGUGCACCUGCCAACCUGGCUUCAGGCUCCGAGCUGACCGAGUGUCCUGUGAAGCUUUCCCCAAAGCCGUGCUGGCCCCAUCUGCCAUCCUGCAGCCCCUGCAGCACCCCCCUAAGAUGCUACUGCUGCUUCCAGAGGCAGGCCGGCCCGCCCUCUCCCCAGGGCACAGCCCUCCUUCUGGGGCUCCAGGACCCCCAACUGGAGUCAGGACCACACGACUGCCACCUCCCACACCUGCACUGCCCACGGCCUCCGCUUCUGCCCUGACGCAGCUGCUGUCCACCCCAAUGGCCACCCCAGUGCCUAGUCCCUCUCUGUUGGGGACCCUCAGACCUCCCUCACAAAUCCAGGAGAAGGUGGUCGUGACCCCUUCCUUGCCCAGGGGCCCUGAGGCCACACAGCUGGCACCAGGGCCCUCUGCCUGUUGGCAUCUGGGAGCCAUGCAUGAGUCCGGGAGCCGCUGGACAGAGCCUGGCUGUUCCCAGUGCUGGUGCGAGGAUGGGGAGGUGACCUGUGAAAAGGUGACGUGUGAAGCUGCUUGUUCUCACCCGGUUCCCUCCGGAGAUGGGGGAUGCUGCCCAUUGUGUACAGGCUGUUUUCACAGUGGCGUCAUCCGGGCUGAAGGGGACGUGUUUUCACCUCCCAACCAGAACUGCACUGUCUGUGUCUGCCUGGCUGGAAAUGUGUCCUGCAUCUCCCCCGAGUGUCCUCCCGGCCCCUGUCAGGCCUCCCCGAAGUCAGAUUGCUGUACUUGUGUGCCAGUGAGAUGCUAUUUCCAUGGCCGGUGGUAUGCAGACGGGGCUGUGUUCAGUGGUGGUGGUGACGAGUGUACCACCUGUGUCUGCCAGAACGGGGAGGUGGAAUGUUCCUUCACGCCAUGUCCAGAACUGGAUUGCCCCCGCGAGGAGUGGUGGCUGGGCCCUGGGCAGUGCUGCUUCACCUGCAGGGAACCCGCACCCAUGACAGGCUGCUCUCUGGACGACAACGGGGUUGAGUUUCCGGUUGGACAGAUCUGGUCUCCCGGUGAUCCCUGUGAGUUAUGCAUCUGCCAGGCAGAUGGUUCAGUGAGCUGCAAGAGGACAGACUGUGUGGACUCCUGCCCUCACCCAAUUCGGAUCCCCGGACAGUGCUGCCCCGACUGUUCGGCAGGCUGCACCUACACAGGCAGAAUCUUCUACAAUAACCAGACCUUCGCGUCCGUGCUGGACCCGUGUCUGAGCUGCAUCUGCCUGCUGGGCUCGGUGGCCUGCUCGCCUGUGGACUGCCCCAUCACCUGCUCCUACCCUUUCCACCCUGACGGGGAGUGCUGUCCAGUGUGCCGAGACUGCAACUACGAGGGGAGGAAGGUGGGGAACGGCCAGGUGUUCACCUUGGACGAUGAGCCCUGUACCCAGUGCAUAUGCCAGCUGGGAGAGGUGAGUUGCGAGAAGAUGCCCUGCCGGCGGGCCUGCUCGGACCCCUCCACGCCCCCCAGGGACUGCUGCUUCUCCUGUCCAGAUUCCCUGGAAGAAAGCCGGGGUCCCUCCCCUCGUGGAGACUUUGAGCUCAGCAAAGUGGCCCGGACCCCCCGUGGAGACCCCGAGGCCCUGCUCAACUGCAGCUCCUGCCCGGGGCCCCCAGCGGUGUCACCUCAGAGGCCAGCGCUCCAGCUCCUCCAGCUCCUCCUGAGAACGAACCUGUCUAGCAUGCAGACUAUACCCGUGAGCCCCUCAGGAGCCCAGGCCUUACCCUCACCCCCUUUGGGGCCAGGGGCCAUGUUCCCAGGGGAGCCCGGGGCCUCCCAGCCCCCUCGGCCCUCAUCAGGGCCUUCAAUCCCUCCAGGAGCCUCCUCUCUACCUCCGGCCUCUCCCGGGGCUCCCGGGCCACCUCCUGUUACUCCAGAGCCCUCGUCCUCAGCCUCUGGGGCCCACACAGCAUCCAGACAGCCUUCUCUGCCUGCCACCAUCCGGCGUAGAGCCUCAGCCCUUUCCGUGAUGGGCCCCAGCCCCUCAGAGGCCCCUGUCACUAUCCUCAGGCCUCACAGACUGUCUCCAGCCACCUCCAGACUCUCUGCAGCCCUUGCAGCCACGGCCAGCCCUGGCCCCCAGGAGCCCACCAUGGGACCCUCACAGGAGGAGGAGUCCACAGUGUAAGCAGGCCUCCAUUUCAGGGCCGUGCCCGGGAGAUGCCAGACAGAGAAGACUCUGCCAGAGGCGCUGGGAGCUUGCAGGGCGGCUCUGAGGGCCAGUGAGGCUGCGGACUCCUUCAGGACCCCUGGUGGGGAUGGAAAACCCUCAGGGCCCAAUGUAGCCUUGCUCCCAAGAAGCAUCUGGGAUGUGUUGUGAGAAUCCAGCAACACGUUCUCCACCGUCAGCAUCCUCCCUGGACUGCGUGGGCCGCCUGUCUUCUGAGAAAGGUUGGGGCAGCUGAGUCCCUCCUCUGGAGGAGGAGGGUCCGCGGGGCCUGGGAUUCCACUGGGAUUGUGCCACCAGCUGUCAUGUGU